AUGGGCAAUGCUUUGAGAGCAAUCAUUGCCUUUCUCCCUUCGGAUGACUGCCAGAAAUACAUCCUGGGGGACCUUGAAGAGAUGCCAGCUGAUAAAAUGUUGGAUCUGAGUGGCAGGCAAGUGAGACGGUUUCCACUUCGCGUUUGUUCUUUCAGGGAGCUGGUCAAAUUGUACCUGAGUGACAACAAUCUGAAUCAUCUGCCCUCUGAGCUAGAACAGCUACAGAACCUCCAGAUCCUGGCACUGGAUUUCAACAACUUCCAAACACUGCCCCCAGUGGUGUGCACCUUGAAGCAGCUGUGUAUCCUUUACCUGGGCAAUAACAAACUAGGAGACCUGCCUGUGGAGCUUCGCCAGCUGCAGAACCUUAAGACGCUAUGGAUUGAGUCCAACUGUCUGUAUCACCUGCCCAAUGUGGUGUGCGAGCUGAGGCAGCUCAAGACUCUUCACGCCGGGUCGAAUGCGCUCCACUCCCUGCCUGGACAGCUUCAGUACCUGAAGGACUUGCGCACCAUCUGGCUCUCAAGCAACCUGCUGACUGAUUUCCCACCUGUGUUGCUUCACAUGCCCUUCCUGGAGGUUAUUGAUGUGGAUCGCAAUGCCAUCAGUUACUUUCCCAGUCUGAAGCACCUUAGCAAUUUGAAACUGGUGAUCUAUGACCACAACCCCUGUAGAAAUGCACCCAAGGUAGCUAAGGGAGUGCAUAGAGUCGGGAGAUGGUCUGAGGAGAGCCCCGAGCCUAGGAAACGAUCCGGCCUGGACAGGGACAAAGGAUCUGAGGACAUUGAUUUCAUUCUUCCUCCUCCUCUCUCUUGCAGACAGUCUCGGUCUAAUUAA
Molecule: messenger RNA, 837 nt
Organism: Rhineura floridana
Lineage: Eukaryota; Metazoa; Chordata; Lepidosauria; Squamata; Rhineuridae
Gene: LRRC10
Product: leucine rich repeat containing 10
Exons: 1
Coding region: 1-837 (278 amino acids)
Molecular function (GO): protein binding
Source: RefSeq, a predicted model, not a curated record